AUGCCAGCUUCCUCCCAGGCCAGGAAUGCCGACCGUCCGCUGGUCGUGCUAUGGAUUGGUUUGCUAAUUGUUCCUCUGCAUAUGAAUGUGUCGUGCACGUUGUUGGGAAGGGCCAUUGAAACGGCAAGCAUCGUCGCGGGCGAUCUGGUCCGACCUCACCUGGGCGCCCUUGCAGCUGCUGUUAGCGCCCCGCUCUACCACGAGGGCGCCGAGGCAUCGCAGAUGCCGUCUUCCAGUACUGAUUGGCAAGAAGAGCCGGGCGAUCAAAUGCACGUUCAUUCGCCUAUCUCGUUCGAUCAAGAUAAUCUCCGUGGGGCUGUAUUAAUUCAGCAGGCACCGAUUGCGCCUGGGCUACAGCAAGACGACGCUGCAGAAGUCGCUUGGCAAGCAGGUCACACACCCUCUUCGUUUGUGCCAGAGCGUCCCCCGCCCUCUGCAACACUUAUUCUGGGGGUGCUGAGAGAGACUCUUUCUGCUGCUGGUGCCGUCUUCCAGCGACCACGCGCUGGCGGAAGGGCAGGGGUCGAGAGCAGCAUGCUUCCGGCAGAACACGGAACGAGUCCCACCAGUCACAGUCCCCAUGCCCAGAAAGCUGCUGGUGACCAACGCUUUACGAACACAGUGGGAGAUACAUUCCCUCCAGCCCCAAAAGCUCUGCGAUCAGCUGCGCUGGAGCACGGGGAACAAACAGAGGUCUUCACUCAAGAACCAGGACAACCACCAGGGCCUGUGCUCAAAGCUGUGAUGCCUGCAGGCGACAGAAACACUGCUGCAAACGACGUGAUGACGGGCGGAACCGAUAUGAGCAGACUCCGAGAGGCGACACUAAAGCAACUGUGGAACGAAGUUGAGGAAUCCGUAGCAAUGAAAAAGACCACACUUGGGAACGACGCUCCUGACGGCAACGAAGGCAGAGCACCCGAAGGUUUGCUGCCAGUCCUCUUCAAUGCAGACGUAGCAAAUGCUGCCGCAGCUGGAGUCAUGAUUGAGUGCAAGAACCCUAUAGUCUCUGGUGUUGUGGGAGAGUCCAUCACUUUGGAUCUUCGAGGUCUUAAUAACGAUAUUUACCAGUUGUUUCUUUCUGGCAUCACAUCAAGCACGCAAGAUGUCGAACUCGAUGUCUGGAACUCUGCCGGCAUUCAGUACCAGCACGAAGCAAGUGUUGAGUGCCAAGAGGCGGGUGUGUUCAAACUGAAGUUCUUCAUUGCUGGCAAGCAUAGAUAUGGCAUCGUACCAAAGCUUAUCUACUUCUGUCCUGCCACCAUUGUGUGCUCGCAGCACCUAGCGUGGAAGGCUCCCUCAAUUGGGCAUCUUUUUAACGAGGACUGGAUGUACUUUCAAACACCACUCAGCAGCCAGCAUCGGUCACGAAAUGAUACGCACCUCCCCUUCGGCAUACUCUUGUGA
Molecule: messenger RNA, 1407 nt
Organism: Besnoitia besnoiti
Lineage: Eukaryota; Apicomplexa; Conoidasida; Eucoccidiorida; Sarcocystidae
Exons: 3
Coding region: 1-1407 (468 amino acids)
Source: RefSeq, a predicted model, not a curated record